This is a messenger RNA of Colletotrichum spaethianum, 783 nucleotides long. RefSeq lists its product as uncharacterized. The transcript has 2 exons. Bases 1 to 783 code for a protein of 260 amino acids. Lineage: Eukaryota; Fungi; Ascomycota; Sordariomycetes; Glomerellales; Glomerellaceae. The record is from RefSeq and is a predicted model, not a curated record.
AUGACAUCACCAUCUCCUUUCCCUUGGCCGCACGAGAAGCAUCAUCAGUUAAUCUCGCGUGACGAUUACAUCGACUUGCGCAAUUUCCAGGACCAGCAGCUGAACGCCGAGUUCACGUCCGUUCGAUGUUCUAUCGACCUCGUGCGGGAGGAGCUAAAAACCGACAUCGGCUUGGUCAAACAGGAGCUAAAAACCGACAUCGGCCUCAUCAAACAGGAGCUCAAAGAAUUCAAGGACGACGUAAAGGCCCAAAACCAGCGCCUUGAAGCCCAGAUCCGUCAAACACACGCCUACAUACGAAACAACGCCUUGAAGAAUCCAACUCUCUCCAUUCGCCCUGUCGUUGUAUAUCGCCCUGAACAAGGCAUUCUCGAACCCGAUCUUUCACAAUUUCCCCGAAACGCGAACGAGUUUUAUUCCUUGAGGGACCCUCAAACGAAUCGGCACAGGUCAAUGUUGGCGUAUCUCGCUGCCUUCUACGAUGUUCGACUCAGAACUGCAGACUAUCCUUCAGAAGAUGAUAGCGACGACGACGAAACAUUCCUUGACCGCCCUGAUGUCGUUGUGGAGAAGCUGGAGGACAUACUUGGCUUAAACGAAGACAAAUUCAGCAAGUUUAGGGAGAGAGCACACCAAUUAGCAACGCGAACCCCCUCAAAACCGAUCAAACUCCACGCCGACAGAGACUGGAGCUGCGUCCGAUUGACUCCGGAAACGAAGGACUGCACGUUCUUGAUACCCGAGGCCGCCAAAGUCCCAAAAGCGCCUCUUCAGAAGGUUUAA